AUGUCGCCCGGUGCUCUACAUGCUGGAUGCAGUGCGGGACACAUGGGCAGCAUGGACAAUGACUGCCACCAUGCUGUAUCCUCGCAUCUUUGGUUGGCGCUGCCGCGAGGGGCAAGGCGCUUCGAGGUACUGGAUGUCGGAUCAGCCCUCCCAGUCCAUGGUCCAAGCUUCCACCGCUACGCGGCCUUUCUGGGCUUCCAGGGGAUGAGUAGACUACGAUCUCCAACAUCCUUCGACGAGGAAGAGCCGUCGUUUUGGAAGGUCGAUUGUGACACAGGGCAAGUGAAGGGCUUCGAAUAUGGGACCCCUCCCCCGCCCCCACCGCCUCCCGAGCCCGUAGAGGGUGCGCCACUGCCACCACCGCCCCCGCCGCCGUUGCCAGGCUGUCUUCCUGGUGAGUCGCCAAUGUGCGAGCCAGAUGACGAUGCUCCUCAGUGUCAGCCACCGCCGCCUCCGCCGCCGGCGCCAAUAGCACCAGGUGAAGGUGGAGAAAGUGGAGAAAGUGGAGAAAGUGGAGAAAGCGGAGAAAGCAGAGAAGGAGUUGCAGCACCAGUUGCAGCACCAGUCGUUCCUCUGCCGCCUCUUCCGAGGGCAAAAUGCACUCCUGGUCAGGUGAUUCCGGAGCCUUCAGAGCCUUGCCAGAUUAAGCAAGGUCUUUGUUGCCACAAGUGCAAAACCAGGGCGGAUUGCAAACUUUGCCUCGAAUGGAAGGAGGUCUUGGGGCAGAUCCCGUCCGACAUCGACCGAAAGGGAUGGGCGCAGAACAUCUGCCCGCCACCCUCGCCGGACGAGGAUGACAAGGACUUGGACACGGAGUACUUGCUGCCUGAUGAGGAGUGA
Cladocopium goreaui is the source of this 840-nucleotide messenger RNA. Lineage: Eukaryota; Dinophyceae; Suessiales; Symbiodiniaceae. The record is from the annotation of a GenBank genome assembly.